AUGGAGGAGCUUUAUGAAAAUUUAAAAAUAAUUGAUUAUAGUUUAAUAUGCUUUGUGAAUAAAUAUAAAAUUAUAGACAAAUAUAUAAAACAUAUAUUAGAUAUUUUUGGAAAAAUAAUAGAUGAAUAUAAUACAUUAAUACAUAAAGUUAUAAAUGUCUAUAAACAAAAUGUCUACAAUUCUGUUCAUAACAGCUUCCUUGAAUUCAAAACAAAUGAGGAAAACCAAAAUAAAAAAAAUAAGGAGAUACAUGAAAUAAAGAAUACUCUUAAAAAAGCAAUAAAACUCACUAAAACGAACAUAAAUUUUAAUGAUAACAACCAAGAUAACCAGGAUGCUUUAGAAUUUAAUACAAAUAUAAAAAUUAGUUUUCCUUAUAAUACAUUAGCUUUAUACAAACUCAGAUAUUAUCGAAAUUUAUUUUUCAAAAAAUAUUCCACUAUAACAAAAAAUGACAAUUAUUUGAAUGCUAAUUAUCAAAGAAAACGAUUUCUAGAAAAAUUAAAAUUAUCAGCAAAAAAUAGACAAAACCAAAAAAAUGAUAUUUUUAAAGAUGAUUAUAAAAAUAUGCAAAGAAUAUUAAAAGAAAAUUAUUUUUUUAAGGAAUCAAAUAAUUUAAAGGAUAUAUUAGUUAUAACUAAAUAUUUAAAUAAGGCUAAAAAUAUUAUUAACAAUAUUCCUUAUUUUUUGUAUACUAUAAUGGAAGAAUUUGAAACAAGUGGUUCUACAUUCCAAGAAAACAUGUAUUUAUUCGUUCUCCUUGCGUUAAAUAUGUGGCUUAAAAAGAUUACCCAAGAAUGUGAACGAUUCAUCUCGGAUCCUAAAACUAAAGGAAAGAAAUGCAAAAAAGAAAAAGAAAAUGAGAAAUAUAAAAUAUAUAAAGAAUAUCUUUAUGAUAUAAUACAAAGAGGAGCCGAACAAACAGAGAUGUUUAACGACGAUAAAGUUUUAUUUUAUUAUCCUUCAAAUAUGAAAUUUAAUGUUAAUACCUCAUUUCUGACUUAUCAUUUUUUAUAUAUAAAUAAAAAUUUAUUUAAUUUUAUAAAAAAAAAAAAAAAAAUAAAAAAAGGACAAAAAGAAAUACAAUAUAAUACAAUUACAAAGAUUAUUGAGAAAAUAAAUUAUAAGGAAAAAGAUGAUAGUGCAUACAUGAAAAAUGAUAUAUAUAAUUAUAAUUUAUAUAAUGAAUAUGUAGAUUUAUACAGUCUUAUUAAUUUAAGUUUCAAAAUAGAUAAUGAAAAUAUAUAUCCAAAUAUAUUUUUAAUAAAAAAUUACAUGCAUGAAGAAGCUAAAAAUAUAAUAGACAUAAUAUAUAAAUUACAAAAUAAAUAUUUAAAUUUAAUCAUCUAUCAAGAUGUUUCAAUAAUUAUACAAUUAAUUUUAUAUAUUUUAGACAAUUUAAAAAUAUUAAGCAAAAAAGAAUGUCAACAAAAUUUUGAUGAUUAUAGUAGUGAGUCAAAAAAAUAUAUUUCAAAUAUAAAAUGUAAUUAUUUAAAUAUGUAUAGUAAGAUAUUAUUUCCUAUACGUUUAACAUUUUUAAAUAUCCUUAAAUUUGUGCAUAAUAUAUUGAAAACACAUAAAUGGAAUUAUAUAUGCACAUUUUGGUCUAAAAUUAAAGAAAAUAAAUUUGACAGUCAUACAGAUACUAAUGAUACAACUAAACACAACGUAAUAGAUGAAAAUAAAAAAGGUCUUGGAAUAAAAAACGAAGAAAAUUGUUCCGAAAACGGUUCCGAAAACGGUUCCGAAAAUUGUUCCAAAAAUUGUUCCAAAAAUAGUAAAUUUAAUUAUUUACCUUUGUUAUUAGACGAGUGUAAUGAAGAUAAUUGUUAUAAUUUUAAUAAAAAAAAAAAAAAAAAAAAUACUUACAAUAAUUCUGAACAAGCAAAAUUUGAGCUAGCUGAACAAGCAAAAUUUGAGCUAGCUGAACAAGCAAAAUUUGAGCUAGCUGAACAAAGAAUGUUAUGUUUUGAUUUUUACAAAAUCGUUAAUGAUAAUUUGAAAAAUGUAAAAAUCGAAAUAGAGAAUAAAAAUAAUAGAGAUAUAUAUACAGGAAUAUCACUAAAAAAAAAAAAUAAAUAUAAAAUAGAUAAAAGCCCCAAAGCUAAUAAUUAUAUGUCUAGUUCUAAGCAAACAAAAACAAAAUCCACAAAUUUGAAAGAAAUACAAAUAAAGACGACAAAAUUGAAAGAAACAAAAUUGAAAGAAACCCAAAUAAAAACGACAAAAUUGAAAGAAGCACAAAUAAAAACGACAAAAACGAUUAACCUCGCUAAUAAUUAUGAUAAAAAUAAUACUUGUUCUAUUUUGAAAAAAAUAAAAACCCAAACAACCCUUACUAAAAAAGGGGAUAAUUUUUCUGUUCAAAAUAAAGCUCUGUCUAAAACAUUAAAAAGUAACAAUCCAUGUCUCUCAAAAAUUAAAACAGAUAAUCAAAAAAGAAUAAACCAAAUAGAUGUACAAAAUAAACCAAGUAUAAAUUAUUUAAAUAACAAAAUUGUUAUAGAAAAACAAAUUAAUUUCAUUCCAAAAAAAAUUGAAAAAGUGGGAAAUGGGUCAUGGGUCAACACCAAAAAAAAAGUGGCCACACCAAAGUAG
Messenger RNA from Plasmodium yoelii, 2598 nucleotides. Its product is annotated as conserved Plasmodium protein, unknown function. Lineage: Eukaryota; Apicomplexa; Aconoidasida; Haemosporida; Plasmodiidae. The record is from RefSeq and is a predicted model, not a curated record. Bases 1 to 2598 code for a protein of 865 amino acids. The transcript is spliced from 5 exons.